GUUCAGCCCUUGAAUUGCAUUGAUUCAUGAUUCUUUAUAAUAUCAGAUCUUUCGGAGUUACUUCCUGUUGUCGACGACGGACAUAUAUCUGUCUGUAUGUUGUUUGCAAUCUUUGUUCAAGAGGCAGUUAACAUAUUUUCUUCGGCUUGACAAGGCCACCUUGAGUCCCAGAAAAAGUCGCCAUCGCGGCCAGUCCUGUCUCAACUCAGCUACGCAAAGCUUCAGCCCAGCAUACUUCACGACUUUAUUUCCCAUACAUAUACUUUAAUCGUUCUCUUCAAUUCCUACCAUCACUAUGCAGUCGGCGACCGCCUGUUCUUUGCCCUUGACGGCCUCAGGGCGGUUCUACAAGCUUUGCGCUCAGAUCCUGCAACCCUCAUUUCGGCGACACCAGUCAUCCUACAGACGAGCAAGAUCCAAGCUGAAUAUCAAGCCGGAUGCUUCCUUCCUGCCCUCUCAGACCGAGCAGCACGAUCAUAUCGUCCACAAUCCUCCUCCGAGUAUGCCCAAUGUCUACCACACACCAAACAUCUUUCUACCGGACAACGAUCGGAGAAAAAUCAUACCAGACCCAGAAACAAGCAAGGCACAAUUAUUACUGAGUCAACAAAUACCUGCUAUGAAAGGACAGCAAGAGAAAAGUUAUCAUUUGACUAUGAAGGAGGUGGAAGAAAUGAAGGCGUUACGGAAAGCCGACCCUCUGCAAUGGAGCGUCAAGCGACUAUCAAAGAAAUUCGAGUGCUCCCCAUUGUUCACCAUGUAUGCGACGGAAGGACUGGCGCCCGGAAAGCAGGAACAGCAGAAACUGGUCACCGAAAUUGUCAAGUCGAGAUGGGGCAAGAAGAGAAGGGAGGCACGUGAGGACCGAGAACUGAGAAAGGAGCGGUGGUAUAGAGAUGAGUAAGAAGAAAAGGACACUGUAGGAUAAGCGCAAGUGGUGAAAAAUGUACAGAUAGGUGUUCAUUCUCUGGCAAGAGCGACAGGUACGGAGUAGCUCUGGUGAAUUUCUACAUGUAGGAUACUUCCAUCUCCAAAGAGACUCUCAGAUUUCUCCAAUGUCUAGUCG
This is a messenger RNA of Exophiala xenobiotica, 1066 nucleotides long. RefSeq lists its product as uncharacterized. NCBI's taxonomy places the organism in Eukaryota, Fungi, Ascomycota, Eurotiomycetes, Chaetothyriales, Herpotrichiellaceae. Bases 296 to 904 code for a protein of 202 amino acids. Gene Ontology annotation, molecular function: structural constituent of ribosome. The record is from RefSeq and is a predicted model, not a curated record. Gene Ontology annotation, cellular component: mitochondrial large ribosomal subunit. The transcript has a single exon.